Salvelinus fontinalis (brook trout) is the source of this 3489-nucleotide messenger RNA. RefSeq names its product ependymin-like. Gene Ontology annotation, molecular function: calcium ion binding. Bases 2424 to 3077 code for a protein of 217 amino acids. Gene Ontology annotation, cellular component: extracellular region; lysosome. NCBI's taxonomy places the organism in Eukaryota, Metazoa, Chordata, Actinopteri, Salmoniformes, Salmonidae. The transcript is spliced from 6 exons. Gene Ontology annotation, biological process: cell-matrix adhesion. The record is from RefSeq and is a predicted model, not a curated record.
UUGCGUGUGUGUGUGUUUGUGUGUGUGUGUUUGUGUGUGUGUCAGCAUAUGUCUCAGGUGACUGUACAGCAGGGUUGACCCUGUUGUGAAAACAGCAGUGUAGUGAAACACAUUUAGUGACAUGUGAUUCCAUUUCUGGAAGUGAGAAUUGUCAGAACCUUUACUGACCUCACCACAGAAAACUGUUGAGAUUCUGUUGAAAUUCAGCCUGUACUGUAUCUUCAAAUCAAAUUCAAUGUACUGUAAAUGUUUUUGUGACCCUUGAAUCCACUCUCAUGUAUCUAGGUGUUUAUCCCCUAAGGUCUGCCCUUUGUUGUAGCCUACAAAAAGACUAGGAAUCUCAUCGUCUACAUGUUUGAUUUAAAUUGACAUUGAUCUGUUUUAUUUGCCUUUUGAGGCAUAUAGCAGGGAAGGUGGGUGAUGUUGAAAUGCUUCAACGGACGUUUAUAUGGGCUAGUUGAGGAUGGUUCCGAUCCAUCGACCUCUGUGUUAUGGGCCCAGCACGCUUCCGCUGCGCCACUCUGCUUUCAUCCACCCCAGAUGAGACUCUGAUGAUGAGUCUCAAUCACUGGUUUAGGAGGCCAGAGCCUUAUCCAUUAGGUCACUAGGGCACUGUUAAAUAGGAAAUAACUAUAUGAACUGUCAGAAGUAGUGAAAAUAAAUCUGCAUGGGAAGGUCUGAGGCCUGCCCAUGGAAUGAGGCUUUUUUCAUCCCUGUUUGCACUUCAUAGUUAAAAUCUAACUGGAUAACAGAGAAUGGGAUUCAUUGACAUCUGGGUUAUGAGCCCAGCACGCUUCCCCUGCGCCUCUCUGCUUCCCAUGUCUUCUGCUGAGGAAGGAGGCAUAUAGCAGGGAAGGUGGGUGUAUAAUGUUAACACUCUUCAAUGGAAGUUUAUAUUGUAUUUAAUCAGAUCACAGUAACUGCUACUGUGUUACUGUGUUUCCUUUCAGCUGUCGAGCGGUUCAACCAAACAAGGAAGUAGCGUCCCAUGCUCUGGUUAGAUAAGCCAGUUUAGCGCCUGACAUUAACAACAAACAAAUGAGUCUCCAAAUGAUUUGUUAAUUCAGUGGUACCUUGUAACAUCUCUCUUAGUGCACAAUGGCUGUAUUCAAUAGGCACCAAAUGGAAGAAAACUGACUGUAACUGACUGUACUUAGACUUGUCUAAUAAGAAACGCUCAUUUUGUUUUCUGUUGCAUAAACAUUUGAAAACAUUUUCAGCUAUGUUCCCUAAUGAAUACAACCCAGGAUGGCUUGUAUAAUAUUCACUAGGUAUAAGUUCAGAUGGUCUAGUUCCUUGCAUCAGGUGACUCGCCCACCUUCUCGAGAUCAUAUGACCGUGAUGUCACAGAUGUUGCUAUUAGCACUCGUGUCCUGUUUUAUUCCUGACCAUUACAGGCUUUACUAGCUUCCUUCUUCAACAAGGGUUAUUUAGACAACAAGCCCCAAAAUGCAGUACUUACAGUUGGGGGGACUUUGAGAUACAGAUCAAGUUUAUUUGCACAAUCAAAAUGAUUGUUUUUAUUAGUUUGUGGCACCAGCUCAUUUGCUUGGAGGGAAACAGGUACAAUAGCACCUGCCUUAACAGUAUAUCCAAAGUGGAGGCUGCUGAGGGGAGGACAGGCUCAUAAUAAUAGCAGGAACGGAGCGAAUGGAAUGGCAUCCAACCAUGUGUUUGAUGUAUUUGAUUUCGUUUCACUGAUUCCACUCCACCCAGUACUCCUCAAUAUAGGUGCCACCGACCUCCUGUGAUACAAACAAGUAUUCAUAGGAAGGUCUUUUUGUAGAAACGUACCUAUCACAACAUAAAAGCCAUAUAAAAUGCCAUCUUUACCAGUUUUGUGAAGUUGUAAAAUUUUGUUUUUUUUACCGUGCUUUCGAACUCGUUGAGAAACACUGACUCCACAAGCUGUGUAAACCAUAAACUAGAAGUACAGCUAUCAUGCUUGUAAACUAAUUUUAGUGUCCAAAAAACAUAUUCAUAGAUUUAUUUUAUAAAUACAUCUUUGUUGUUGCUUUUAAUUGCAGAAAAUGAUGUUAUCGAGGUAAUUUCCUAAGUAGGUGACAUCAGAGGGGAGCAUGUGGGAGAAGUGGGUGCUCAGGAUGAUAGACGAGUUUCCCACUAGUAAUUACCAGUUGGAGGGCCAUUCAAGUGGAUUUUUCUCAGUUGUAUGUGCUAAAUUCCCACUUCCCACUUGGUUAUGAACGCAGCAUUAGCCUGGCCUAUGGAAACAUAUUAUUCUUUGGUCUCAUAGGACAGGGGUUACUGGGCCUCUCUGGUGCAAAGGAAAACCUGAAUCUAGUGCUGGAUCUAGGAUCUGGAGCCUCAGUAUCGUACUGUUUAUAAGGAAGUGACUAAGCGCUCCUGCAGCAGUCAGUCUGCUGUUUGGUGUGUGUGAGUGAGUGUGUGGAAUAUUUGGAAGUAUGAGGACCUUCGUGUUGUUGAUGUGCCUUGCAGUGGGCUGCCUGGCUCAGGUACCUCAUACGUGCAGGUCUCCCCCUCUUCUGACCGGAGCCCUCUCUGUGGCAAAUGAGAAGUUUUAUGCAAAAGCCAAAUACACCUAUGAUGCGAUGCUCAAGCGUAUCCGCUUCAAGGAGAUUGGCUCUUAUGAGAACAAGACAUUCGGCAUUGAUGCCCUUCUGCUCUUCAGAGAGGGUGUCAUGUAUACGAUUAACCACAGGAACAAAACCUGUAAGAAGGAGAGGCUGAAAAGGGAGGACUUCCACCCUAUGGAGAUCCCUGCCGAUGCUGCUCUGCUGGGCCAGGUGAUCUUAGGGAGCUCCUCUGGUCCAGGACAAGGUCUGCUGGUCAACACCUGGUAUGGAGAAGUUGCAACCCCAAGUGGUAAAGACAAGUGGAUGAGUACCUUCACUGAGUUUGGGUGCAUACCUGUCAGCUCUACAUACUACACGGACAAGACCGGCUGGAUUCUUACAAACUUCUUCAACAUUGUCGUUGGGAUCAUGGACCCCCAGGAGUUCUUCCCUCCUAAAUUCUGUCAGGGCGCUAUACUGGAUGAGACUGCAGAGGCUGCCAACUUCUACAGCAUUUUCAAAAACCUUACAAAAUAUUCCUAAAGGACAUCGUCUUUCAUUUUCUUAUGAGAAUUUCACACAACUAUUGCUUAUUUUUAACCUGAGAUAAAAAGCUGUUUUUUAAAUGAAUUCAUAAAUAUAAAAAAGGACUGUGUUAGUGUAGGAAAAAGAGGUAAAACACAAGUUACAAAAAUAAUCUAGUACUGACCAUGUUACAAGUCAGUUGCACUGAGCAUUAUAUUUUAACAUUACCAUCGCAAACGUUAAUUUCUUUCCUUACUACACAUGGGCCUUGGAAAUGUGUACUUGCAUUGUGACCUGUCCUUCUGAAUAAUUUCUUUUCAAAGGCAAGUCUACAGUCCGGGUUAGGGUUUGGCCGGGGUAGACCGUCAUUGUAAAUAAGAAUUUGUUCUUAACUGAAUUGCCUAGUUAAAUAAAGGUAAAAUCAAAUAAA